AUGUCGGGAGCGCACACAUGCCACAGAUUCGACACCAUCAAGGUGCGCCUCCAAACCUCCUCCACCACACACUUCACCGGGCCGCUCGACUGCCUCCGCCAGACGCUGCAGCGCGAAGGUCUCCGCGGCCUCUACAAAGGCGCCAGCCCCCCGCUCGUUGGCUGGAUGUUUAUGGAUUCUUUGAUGCUGGGAUCACUGUCAAACUACCGCUCGCUGAUCAAGACCCACUUCUACCCGAACCACGAGCGCCUACCGCUGCCAGCACAGGGCGCCUCCGGCAUGCUAGCUGGCUGGACCGUCAGCCUGAUUGCAGCACCCGUGGAGCACGUCAAGGCGCGCCUCCAAGUGCAGUACAACGCGCGCGGGAAUCGCGAGGGUGUGAAAUACCGGGGACCUAUCGACUGCAUCAAGAAGCUUUACGGCGCCCACGGUCUCCGCGGCAUCUACCACGGCCUCUGCGCAACGCUGCUCUUCCGCACGUUCUUCUUCUUCUGGUGGGGGUCGUAUGAUCUCUUCUCGCGCUAUCUGGCAACCCAUACGAGCCUCUCGACGCCCGCGAUUAACUUUUGGGCCGGCGGGCUGAGCGCGCAGAUGUUCUGGAUUACCAGCUAUCCGUCUGAUGCGGUCAAGCAGCGGAUCAUGACGGAUGACCUGGACUGCCGAAGGUUUCGGAAUUGGAGGGAGGCGGCGAAGGGGGUAUAUAGGGAGGCGGGGUGGAGGGGGUACUGGAGGGGGUUCGUACCGUGCUUCCUCAGGGCGUUUCCGGCGAAUGCGGUGGCGUUGGUGGCGUUUGAGGGCGCGAUGAGGAAUCUACCGUAG
Morchella importuna is the source of this 819-nucleotide messenger RNA. RefSeq lists its product as uncharacterized. The coding region runs from base 1 to 819 and encodes 272 amino acids. The record is from RefSeq and is a predicted model, not a curated record. Gene Ontology annotation, biological process: transport. Lineage: Eukaryota; Fungi; Ascomycota; Pezizomycetes; Pezizales; Morchellaceae. The transcript has 4 exons. Gene Ontology annotation, molecular function: transmembrane transporter activity.